Blastocystis hominis is the source of this 963-nucleotide messenger RNA. RefSeq lists its product as hypothetical. The transcript is spliced from 8 exons. NCBI's taxonomy places the organism in Eukaryota, Bigyra, Opalinata, Blastocystidae. Bases 46 to 963 code for a protein of 305 amino acids. The record is from RefSeq and is a predicted model, not a curated record.
GAAAGUAUUUGAGAAGAACCGUUCAGAUACACUACUUCUAUCUGAAUGGAGAACAACAGUCAAAACAUCUUGGAGUAUUUUUUGGAAGGCGGGAAUCAGCAGGAUGCAUCAAAUCAAUCUAGUAAAGAACAUCAACAAAGUGAUCUAAAACGAUCUCAAGUUGUACCAAAUAGUUCUGUUGCAAGCAAAAAAACGACCCCAAACUCUCGGUCAUUUCAAAACAGUGAUUCAUCAGAAAACAAUCAAAAUUCGAGGCCUCCCGAUUCCGCUGAUCUUUUAAACCCGUAUGUGUCAUUCGAUACAAUAAAACCAAAUAACUCCAGAUCUUCUCAAUCGCUCUUACCUACACAAGAUCCCAACAACUUCUAUUACCGUCAAAACAUUCCCUACUCUACUCCCCUCAUUCCAGUUCUCCCCCAAUCCGAUUCCCUCAACACCUCCCAGCGCCUAUCCCUCUCCUCUUCCCAAUCCCUCCAUCCCCUCUACUCCACCCCUCUCUACGACAACUCCUUCAACCACCAGCCCAUUCUCUCUCCCUACUUCCCCCAAAACGCCUUCUCCCAAUUCAACCCUUCCUUCAACGUCAAGCAGCCGGGCGUGAUGCAGCCCGUCAAGUUCCCUUUCCAACGCUCCCAGCUCAAGCCGAAGGACGGCAAGCCCUCCGACUCCACGCAGCCCUCCUUCCUCCUGCCUCUCAGCUCCCAGCCGAGCUACUCGCUCCCCGCCCAGUUCCCUUUAGCGCCCGGGAAGGACUCCAUCGUGGAUUUCCAGCGCAAACCCGAGGAGACCGAGGCCGAAGGCGACGCCAAAUCGGCGAUUCUCGCUCCGUUUCUCCCGGAAGAGACCAAGGAACUCAAGUGCGGAGUGGCGGAGCGAGGUAAACGUGCAGACUCACGCGAGAUCGCGCGGCGGCGCGGCUUCGCCGCAUGCGGAAGAAGGCGUCGAUCGAAAUCACCGAGAUGA